CAUUAUUGGACUUGCAUAAAUGUAAGCUACACUAAUAGUUGUCACAUAUUCUAAUGAAUCCAAAACUAAGCAUCAAUUUGAACAUUUCGCACCAAUGUAUACAAACUGAGAGCGGAAGUGAGAUUUGCACCAAAUUGAGAGCGGAUGAAAGCUUCAUUGUUUACCUUUUCUCUUUACAUCUGAUUAAGCAAGAAUACCGUGAUAAUAAUUUAUUUUCUGUUUGAAAUCUGUGCGAGAGAAAGCAAUUAUUUCAUCCGUUUGACCACCAGUCCAGUAUGGACAUCGAGGAGCGUAUGGGCUUCUUCUUCACAGGUAAUGUUUACAUGACCAUCACCUGCCUGGACAUGCUCUUCUCCGUGGCUGGAAUCUUCCUUAACAUCAUCGUUAUCAUCACCUUCGUCAAAAUCUACGGCGUCAAGAAGUUCCAGAGUGUCUUGUGGGUCAACAUGUCUCUGUCUUUGAUUGUCCAGUGUCUGGUCAUCUAUUUCUCGGCGCUGGGCACGUACGUCCACCAACUCAGCGACAGCGCCACAGAUUGUGGGAUGAGACAUUUUCUUCCAAUCACCAUGGACCAGGUGUUUAUGGGAUGUUAUUUGGUUUUGUUGUUGGAGAGAAUUUCUGCAGUUCACUUCCAGGCAUUUCACAGUUUGAUCCCAAGGAUCGAUACUUUGAUGGUUUUGUACGGUUGGUCGUACGGCUUUUAUUUUCUAUUUUUAAACUACUUCGAAGUCUUGAGUUACAAGUCACCCUUCAAAUGUGUGACACCGUUUCUGGAUCAGCUGCCUCAAGAACCCAUCUCCUUCUUCAUCUACGUCUCUCUCGUGUUCGCUACAGCUCUCUCCAUCAUUAGCGAAGUGCUGCGGGUCCCCCAGGGGAUGAGUAAAGUGGAGAAGAUGAGGCAGGAGAUAGAGACCAGGGGGACAUCCGUUGUCCUGGCUGUGGGCGUCGCCUUCAUUGUACUGGCAACACCACGACAAAGUUUGGCCAUGGUUUUCUGGUCCAAUGCCAUCGAUGUGCUCUCCUACCAGGUGUACUCUAAAAUCACCAGCAUGAUAGCUCGCCUCUAUGUUUUAGUGCCAUUUUUCUCCCUGCUCGUACGCCCAGAGUUCAGGAGUGCCAUCAAAGCCUUUCUCACCUGCAGCUCGCUGGAGCCGUUAAAAAGGAAGAUCAGAGGACAGGAGAACUACAUCAUGACGGUUCAGAAGAUGGUGGACGUAGAGAGGAAGUUGAUCGUGGACAAGAUACGGAGUCGCAUCGCCAGCACAAAGCCGUCAACCACGGCACUACGAGACAGGACAUCGGCCAUGCACAUGGAGCCUAGGGCCAGAGAGGACUUUUCUUACCUACACGAGGAUUCCAGGAGUAUUAAGUCGACCUAUAUUUAGGCACAGUGGUGGAUAGGCCGAGUCGUGUUUAGACUCAGUGGUGUUUAGGUUCAGUGGUCUUUAAACUAAGCAAUGUUUAUGUAUUCUGAAAUUGAUUGACCUGUACGAAUUACAUAUAAAAACUGGUUUAUUUAUUUUUAACGACACUAAUACGAUCUGGUAUUGUAUGAUCUAUCAUCUGUAGAUGUUAAAAUCCACAAGUCAGGCCGCGGUACCCAAGCAAACACACACACACACACACAUACAUAUACACACACAUCAGCUUUAUUGAUGCUUUAAAUUUAGUGAUCCCAUUUAUUUGAAGACAAUAUUGAGGUUAAAAAUGAAUUUCAAAACUUCAAUGUUUUUUUUUGUUAUAUUAUUUUAAGUAUCAGUAAUUUUUUUAUAAUGAGUACUAAAACGGAUAAAACAAUUUAGCCAUUGUCUCGUAGCAUUGUUAAUAAAAAAAUCAAGACGUCUCCUAUUACGUACAUUAAAGUCUCAUAUUU
This is a messenger RNA of Physella acuta, 1873 nucleotides long. RefSeq lists its product as uncharacterized. The record is from RefSeq and is a predicted model, not a curated record. Gene Ontology annotation, cellular component: membrane. NCBI's taxonomy places the organism in Eukaryota, Metazoa, Mollusca, Gastropoda, Physidae.